GCCCGAGAGGUUGCGCGCGCAGCCCGAGAAGUCUCGCGAUAGCCAGCUGCGUCUGCCCUUGCUCUUACCGAGCCGGCGGAGUCUGAGGUGUGGGAUCGGGGUAGCAGGCUAUGGCGCCGAAGGUUUUUCAUCAGUACUGGGAAAUCCCCGAUGGCACCGAUUGCCACCGCAAAGCCUACGCCACCACCAGUGUUGCCAGCGUCGCUGGCCUGACCGCCGCUGCCUACAGAGUCACACUCAAUCCUCCGGGCACCUUCCUUGAAGGAGUGGCUAAGGUCGGACAAUACACGUUCACUGCAGCUGCUGUCGGGGCCGUGUUUGGCCUCACCUCCUGCAUCAGCGCCCAGGUCCGCGAGAAGCCCGACGACCCCCUGAACUAUUUCCUCGGUGGCUGCGCCGGAGGCCUGACUCUGGGGGCACGUACGCACAACUACGGGAUCGGCGCCAGCGCCUGCGUAUUCUUGGGCAUAGUGGCCUCCCUGGUCAAGAUGGGCCGGCUGGAGGGCUGGGAAGUGUUUGCAAAACCCAAGGUGUGAGCCCUGUGCCAGCCGGGACCUCCAGCCCGCAGAAUGCGUCCAAAAAUAAAUUCUGUGUCUAUGUGUG
This is a messenger RNA of Chlorocebus sabaeus (green monkey), 603 nucleotides long. It is a transcript of the gene NDUFA11, whose product is annotated as NADH:ubiquinone oxidoreductase subunit A11. The record is from RefSeq and is a predicted model, not a curated record. Gene Ontology annotation, biological process: mitochondrial electron transport, NADH to ubiquinone. Gene Ontology annotation, cellular component: respiratory chain complex I; mitochondrial inner membrane. Lineage: Eukaryota; Metazoa; Chordata; Mammalia; Primates; Cercopithecidae.